This is a messenger RNA of Linum tenue, 2324 nucleotides long. The record is from the annotation of a GenBank genome assembly. Lineage: Eukaryota; Viridiplantae; Streptophyta; Magnoliopsida; Malpighiales; Linaceae.
UCUGACGGUUCUCUCCUUCAACUCGAUUUUCUUUCUGCUUCUGUUCAGGUAAUAUCGUUUGGCUCUUGGUAGGAGAAGGAGAAUCGUGAAACGUGGAAAGCUUUGUAUAUGUUCGAUAAUUGGCUGCACUAGGUUAAUACGUUUUAGGAAUUUAGGUUUCUUCUCCUUCUUGUUCUUCGUUAUACAACUUCAAUUUUGAUGAACUUGGCAUCCAUUAGUUUUGGAUUUCACGGCGUUUUCGUUUUGAAGCAUCGGUAUUUUACACUGCGUCUUUGUUAUUGUGAAUAUCGUGAUUGUUCUGCUCAGUACCUUGCUGUGAUUUGAAAUGAAUUUCCCUCUGUUAACAUCUAAUCAAGGCUGGAGUCUCGGAAAUGGCUCUCUUUAUCGAAUACUCUGAAUUGGGUAUUCGUGAAGAAAUACAUAACGAGCCUGGGAGAAUUGGCACAAGCGAUUGUGCCAUAGGCCUUUGGUUUUGAGGGGAAUGUUUCUCUUCACUUUUAGUUGGACUGAGUGGAUAUCAUCACGUAUUUACAGUGCUGGAUUGCAUCUUUUAUGUGAUUGUUUUGGUUCUUAUGUGAAAUCCGAAAGGUGCUCUUUCUGCCUAUCCUUUGUGAAAGUCAAGAACUUUUUUGGCAAAGAAUUACACUUGCAAAAUUUACUUUCCAAAAUUUGACUGCUUUCCAAAAUUCUGCUUUACAUACAACGAUGGGCACAGUUCAAUUUCCUAUGUUUAAUGCUUCAUUGUUGCAGUUGUCUGUAGUUUUAUCGAUAUUUUCGUUGAUUUGUUUUUGUAUUGUGAGCUUAUGGUUAUUUGUUUCAUACAGUGAAUUACCGCUGAAAUUGCACAAUGUCCCAUCGCAAGUUUGAGCAUCCAAGGCAUGGUUCUUUGGGAUUCCUUCCCAGGAAGAGAGCUGCAAGGCACCGCGGAAGAGUGAAGGCUUUCCCCAAGGAUGACCCAUCAAAAGAACCCAGACUGACUGCUUUCUUGGGUUACAAGGCUGGAAUGACCCAUAUUGUCAGAGAGGUUGAGAAGCCAGGGUCGAAGCUUCACAAAAAGGAGACCUGCGAAGCUGUUACCAUAAUUGAAACACCACCCUUGGUUGUCGUUGGAGUUGUGGGCUACAUCAAGACUCCCAGUGGCCUCCGGUCUCUGAACACUGUCUGGGCUCAGCAUCUGAGUGAGGAUGUCAAGAGAAGGUUCUACAAGAACUGGGCCAAGUCAAAGAAGAAGGCUUUCACUAAGUACUCCAAGAAGUUCGAGUCCGAUGAAGGGAAGAAGGAUGUUACAUCCCAGCUGGAGAAGAUGAAGAAGUAUGCCACUACCAUUCGUGUGCUGGCUCACACUCAGAUUAGGAAGAUGAAGGGAUUGAAGCAGAAGAAGGCUCAUUUGAUGGAGAUCCAGGUCAAUGGUGGAGACAUUUCCAAGAAGGUGGACUUUGCCUACAGCUUCUUUGAGAAGCAGAUUCCAAUUGAUUCCGUCUUCCAGAAGGAUGAGAUGAUUGACAUCAUUGGAGUGACCAAGGGUAAGGGUUAUGAAGGUGUUGUCACUCGUUGGGGUGUCACCCGUCUCCCCCGAAAGACCCAUCGUGGUCUUCGCAAGGUUGCCUGUAUUGGAGCAUGGCAUCCUGCUAGGGUCUCCUACACUGUGGCUAGAGCUGGGCAAAAUGGUUACCAUCAUCGUACUGAGAUGAACAAGAAGAUCUACAAGCUUGGGAAGUCUGGCCAGGAUUCUCACUCUGCCAUGACUGAUUAUGACAGGACUGAGAAGGAUAUCACACCUAUUGGAGGGUUCCCCCACUAUGGUAUCGUGAAGGAGGAUUACAUCAUGAUCAAGGGCUGCUGUGUCGGUCCCAAGAAGCGUGUGGUGACAUUGAGGCAGUCUCUUUUGAAGCAGACUUCCAGAACUGCAACGGAGCAGGUGAAUCUCAAGUUCAUCGACACUUCUUCCAAGUUUGGGCAUGGACGGUUCCAGACUACACAGGAGAAGCUCAAGCACUACGGUCGCCUCAAGGCUUAGUUUUCUCAAGAACAGAGUUAUAUUUACUCUAGGCUACUGUUUUGCUAGUUAUUCCAGUCGGUUAUUCGAACAGUUUCUAGUUUUGCCUGUGUUCUCAUUUAUGUAGUUUAUUAGCUAUGAAGUUGGAAAUACUUGUGAUCUUGUCUUCAUAUUUUGUUUCUGUAGACACAUUUUUGGUAUUUCUUAUGCUUCCUAAGUUUUGCUCUUUAAUUUGCUUCUUAACGUUGCCUUACUUGCCUCUCAACUGAAAUCAACGCCCUAUGUAACUUUGAUGACAUGCUGCGGCCAAUUACUUUCGCUGGAUGAA